Myxozyma melibiosi is the source of this 1800-nucleotide messenger RNA. RefSeq lists its product as uncharacterized. Gene Ontology annotation, cellular component: mitochondrial outer membrane. Gene Ontology annotation, biological process: protein polyubiquitination; regulation of mitochondrial fission. Gene Ontology annotation, molecular function: zinc ion binding; ubiquitin protein ligase activity. The record is from RefSeq and is a predicted model, not a curated record. The transcript has 4 exons. Lineage: Eukaryota; Fungi; Ascomycota; Lipomycetes; Lipomycetales; Lipomycetaceae. The coding region runs from base 1 to 1800 and encodes 599 amino acids.
AUGGAAGAAGUCGCAGACAAAGUUGGCGAGGCAGCACCUGCUCUCGACUCAGCAGUGGCUGCAGAACAGGAUCCCAACUCCUCUGUCUCCCCCGCUUCCAACGACUUCAUCUCCUGCUGGAUCUGUCUCGGCACCUCCAACGACCCCCCGCCCGACGGCUCUUCUUCCCACAACUGGCGGCAUCCAUGCAAAUGCUCUCUUGUAGCGCACGAGUCUUGCCUGCUAACCUGGAUCGAGCCGAACCAAGACUUCAAAGAGUGCCCGCAAUGUCGCGCGCCCAUCGCGCCGAUCGAGCCCCCCGUGCCGCCGACGCUGCGUCUGCAGCAGAGUCUGCGCGCGAUCGCAAAGUUCUCGCUCAUCACGGGCUUCAGCUUCGGUCUUGUGCGGCCGAUCUCGGCGGUCGUGUUUCGCAACUUUUACGCGCUCGGCGCGGUCUCGAUCCUGAGCACGUUCUCGCCCGAGGAGAGUAUCGCGCUGCUGGCGCUCGAUCAGGUGCAGCCGUCGAAAAAGGCGUUUUUCUAUCAGAACUUUGUGAGGUAUCUGAGGUCCGACAAGACCUGGCGGCAGGCGUCGAUUACGGGCUUGAAAGUUUUGAGUCGGUUUGCGGAUUUAGAUCGUACUGUCUCGCCUAUUGAUAGUUUCCGAAUGCUCACGAUUGCAACGAUCCCGUUUGCGCUUGUAUGCUCGCGCACAUAUCUAAGCCAAGCAAGUCUAGCGAUGAUCAGCUCCGUCGUGCUUCCGCUCGCAAGCCUGCCCUUUGACGAGAAGCGCGGCUACAGCAUCGGCCGCAGCCUGCACCUGUCGACGAUCUCGGCGCUGCUAUUACUUCCGGUGGCCGCGAUCGGGUAUGAGUCGCUGUACAACAAGCACGUUGUGCCGCGCAUGCUGUGGUGGAAGCAGCAGGCGGAUCUGUAUAGUUACCGGCAGCAGCAACUUCCGCCGGUGGAGGCAGACGGGCCUGUUGAGGAAGACGGCGGGGAAGACGGGGCAGAGGACGAGGUUGCUGAGGUAGAGAAUGAAGACAGAGAGGGGACUGAGCUGACGGCUGCGCUCGAGCAAUUGGAGGAGGUGAGUUGGGCGGUGCAGGGGGUGGCGGAGGAGAUGCCGGUUGCGAGAGAGAGCGGGGUGUUUGACGAGAUACAGAAUAAUAUUGGGGCAUUGAUGGGGGAAAUCCGGGAGUUGGAGGUGGAUUAUAAUAUGCACAGACGGCUCCAAGCGAUCAUGGGUAGGGGACCGCAGCCGCGGCAGGAACAGAGACAGCAACCGGAAGAAGGUGAAGGUGAUGAAGAUGGAUGGGUUGACGACGACGGAGAGGAAGAGGAAGAUAAUGAGGUGGAAGAAGAUCGAGUUCAAGAGGAACACCAAGUUGAAGAAGAAAUAAUUGAGCAGCCACAACCGCUGAUCGAAGAAAUUCAACCAGUCCAAGAAGAGGAAGCAGCAGCAGGGGAAGGUGCAGCACAAGACGCGAUGGGUAUAGCUAUCAACGCCGACCUGGGUGCGUUAGGCGGAAUGGCGAUGUGGAAAUUCAAGGGCGCGUCUAACGUGUUCAACGGACGGGAUAUGUUGGUGACCAUGCUUGGAGCGCUUGGGUUUCCGGUCGUCAGCGGUUUGACGGGAGAUGCGAUGGUGUCGUUACUUCCAAAGGCGAUGCUGAAGCAUAUGCCGAAACGCUUCGUCCGCAGUCUUCUCAGCGGUAUACUUGUCCUGCUCGCAAACAACGCGUUUGAGAUGUACUGUGCGUAUUUGAAGGCGCAGAAGCCGAAGAUGAGACGGAUUAGAGACUGCGUGAAGGCGAAGUAG